AUGAAUGAGACAGACAGCGCACUGUGCCCUAUAGGAGGAAGUAUCAUUCAUAUUUCGCUGUGUUCAUUGGUGAUACUCCUUGGUGUACCAGGCAACUGUCUCAUCAUCCGUGUGUAUUGGACCAAGUCACGCAAGACCAGCACUCACGUCUUGAUCAUGGGGCUGGCCUGGGCGGACCUCUUCGCUUGCUCACUUCUCAUACACGCCAUUGUCAGCAACUGUAUCUUUGGUAUUGGUGACACCCCGACGUCUCUUCGCAUCCUCCGUUACUUUCUACUGUCCUCGGUGAUUGUGUCGGUUCACAUGACUUCGCUCAUCGCCUUCGAUCGCUAUGACUGUGUGUGCCGGUCCAAGAGGCGAUUCUUCAACCAUCGACGGGCGGUCGUUGCUGUGUUGAUUGCCCCAAUCCAUUCCAUGGCAAUUUCCAGUAUCUACCUUGUGGUGCUGGUCAACCCUUCGAUUGUAGCGCCUUUGGUUCUGUGUGCAGUUCAGAUUAUUUUCUACACAACCGCUCUGGCUUUGAUAAUCGUGUGCUAUGGGACCGUGUAUCGUACCAUUCGGAACCAUGUCAAGUCAGGUAUAGGAGACGAACGAACCAACAACCGGCCAAGGCACACGACAUUACGACAAAGAAAGCUGGCGUUCGUCGAGAGAGAAUCUGACGAUAGAGUGAACUCCAUCUCCCUGCUAGCAGCAGCCGUUAAGCCAAAUGCUGACACCUGUGAGGUUCAGUCAGUGACAGAUAACAUUGAACAUAAACUGACUGAUGAUACCAGUUCGACUUCACCGGCUACCAUAAGAGCUAAACACAGCGGUUUCACCAGGUUAAAGAGGACAAAAUCUCUUCGAAGUAGGUCUGACUCUGGGGCGCCCUCUGCCUUUGGAAGUAAAAUCCCACCACCUGUCUCAACCUCGUCCAAUAAGGUCUUGCAAAGAAAGACGACCCGUAUGUUGUUGGUCACUAGUGUGGUGUUUCUGCUGUCCUGGGUGCCAUAUUGGGUCUACAUAGCGUCGAUAUUGGCCCGCAUUCAAGAAGUUGAGUUUUCUGAUGAAGCAAAUUAUGCGCUCGAAAAAUUCGCUUACAUCAAAUACCUCAACAGUGCUGUCAACCCGAUUAUUUACAGUUUAGCAAACAGGCGAUUUCGGAAAGACUGCAACGAUCUUUUUAAGAAAUACAGGUGUUGCUAA
Molecule: messenger RNA, 1188 nt
Organism: Patiria miniata (bat star)
Lineage: Eukaryota; Metazoa; Echinodermata; Asteroidea; Valvatida; Asterinidae
Product: alpha-2Da adrenergic receptor-like
Exons: 1
Coding region: 1-1188 (395 amino acids)
Biological process (GO): neuropeptide signaling pathway
Cellular component (GO): membrane
Molecular function (GO): neuropeptide receptor activity
Source: RefSeq, a predicted model, not a curated record